AUGACUGUAGACGGGGACGACAAGCCACAACGCGAUCGUGUGUUUAUGGACAUUUCGAUCGGCGGCCUGCCAUCCGGCCGCAUAGUGUUUGAGCUGUUUAACGAUGUCGCUCCUAAGACCGCGGAGAAUUUCCGCGCGUUAUGUUCCGGGGACAUGGGGGUGGGCAAGGUUACAGGGAAACCUUUAACGUAUAAGGGUAUGGUGUUCCAUCGGGUGGUUAAAGACUUCAUGAUUCAAGGUGGCGACUUCACAAAUGCGAAUGGAACUGGCGGAGAGUCCAUUUAUGGAGGCACCUUUGAGGAUGAGACGUUUGAGCUUCAACAUGAUAGGCCGUAUUUGCUGUCCAUGGCUAACAGGGGCAAGGACACAAAUGGUUCUCAGUUCUUCAUUGUGCACGUAGUGUUCGGCCAUGUGGUGACAGGCGCGGCGUUGGUGAGGCAGUUAGAGGCACUCCCCGUAGACCGUAAUGCGAGACCCCUGCAAGAUGUAGUCGUGGCCAACUGUGGGCAACUGGUACGACUCAAAACUGGCAAGAAACGCAAGCAAGAUAAGGAAAAGGUUAAGGAAAGUGGUGAGGAUUCUGACCAGUCACAGAAGAAAGAUAAGAAAAAGAAAAAAGAUAAAAAAAGGAAACGCAACCAAUCGGAGCGUUCUGAGGAAGAGGUCCAGGAAUCCUCUCAUCCGCUGGUGACCACGUCCAAGAUAGACCCUCAGGAGAUACCCGAGGUGCCCGCCAACAGGUUCCUCAUGAGGGAGGGACGCGACCACGACCGGGGAGACAGGCGGGCCAGGGAGAGAGUCCGCUACCGUGAAAGGGAGAGACAUCACUACACCCGCAGCGGACGGAUCAUCAAGGGACGGGGAGUGUUUCGUUACCGCACGCCGUCCCGCUCUCGCUCCCGCUCCCGCUCCGCCACUCCGCCCCACUGGAGACAGGCGCAGAGACGGAUCGUGAAGUUGGCGCACAUUGAGCAAGUGGACCGCGACGCGCCGGAACAGGAACCUCCCAAGAGACCGGAAGUACAGCACAGCAAAGAAGGUGAGGAAGGUACUCCUGAACGACCGAGGGAGAAGGAGGAAGGAGAGUGUGAUACAACUAUAGAGCGAUCCCACCACGAGAAAGUCGAUUACAACGCCCUAGACUUUGAAGAAGAUAUCGAACGUGACGAGGAUCGACCUUGUGAGCCGCGCGCGGAGAGACUGGCGCGAGCCUUGGGGGUCAACACACGGAACAGGGAUAAUCGUGACUCGAGAGAGAACUUCUCCAAACGUCCCGAAGACUCGUCAGCUCCGUACGUGCCGAGAGUGUCCUCCGCCAUCACGACCGUGUCCCGACCACCGGCUAGGGAACAAGACAACGAGGGAUACGACCCCUUCAGCCUGCUACGGAGCACCUUCACUAACAACAAGGACAAACAGACACACACGCCCAGAAAGGAGGAUCGAUAUGAGAAACGAGAUCCAGAACAUCGGCGGGAAAGAGACGACAGGCGAGAUAGGAACAGGAGUGACAGAGACAAAAAACAAACAGAGAGAGGAGAGAAGUAUGAUAGAAGAGAAGGAAAGAAAGAAGGUGACAAAGAAGACAAACACGAUGACAGAAAACAGGAGUCCAGCAGGAGACAGGAGUCGAAAGAUAAAGAUAUACGGGACAGGAGGGACAGAGACAGAGAUAGGAGGAGGGACAGAGACGACAAGAAGAGGGACGACAGGGAAAAGACACACGCGCGUAGAGACAGGUCCAAAUCACGAGAACAGAAGACGUCCGCUGAUAACAAGAGUGGGGAGAAAUCCGUUCCAGACGAUAAGAAGGAGGCUGCCAGGAGGGAACUGCUCGAGAUAGUGAGGCUGAUCAAGAGCAGGCAGCAGCAGAGGGAGGGACGGGAGGGUAAGAAGAAGCACUCCAGCGAGUCGUCUGACUCCAACGACGGACGGAAGAGAUCGGAACGGAAGAACUCGCAAAGGUCGGCUGCUGGUGCUCGUGAUCGCGGCGGGUCAUCGUCAUCUAAUUAA
This is a messenger RNA of Danaus chrysippus (African queen), 2013 nucleotides long. NCBI's taxonomy places the organism in Eukaryota, Metazoa, Arthropoda, Insecta, Lepidoptera, Nymphalidae. The record is from the annotation of a GenBank genome assembly.